Messenger RNA from Lodderomyces margitis, 780 nucleotides. RefSeq lists its product as uncharacterized. Gene Ontology annotation, molecular function: acyltransferase activity. Gene Ontology annotation, cellular component: endomembrane system. The coding region runs from base 1 to 780 and encodes 259 amino acids. NCBI's taxonomy places the organism in Eukaryota, Fungi, Ascomycota, Pichiomycetes, Serinales, Debaryomycetaceae. The record is from RefSeq and is a predicted model, not a curated record. The transcript has a single exon.
AUGGGAGACGAACUCAACCCAAAUCCAGCAGUAGUUAUCAGCAACCAUGCUUCAUUAGCAGACUAUUUUGUUUUGCAGCACCUAUCAAGGCUAUCCACAAAACCUGAAAGGGAUUCAGUUCAUGGAAUACCGCAAAACAGGAGUCUUAAGUUGCCAAUUAUCAACUUUUUCUCAUGGUUUCUAGUAUGGAGAGUUCCAACAAUCAAAAUCUUGUCUCAUUUAUUGAAAACAGAUGAAAAUUGGGAGCUAGAAGAAAGUUCAAUCCUCUACGUCUUUUCUAAAUUACUCAAGAGCAAGUUCUCUGAAUGGAUUGCGUUGUUUCCGGAAGUGAAUGUGUGGACCAUUGACGGUUUCGAAUUGCAGCAGCAGGUUGGUGAAAAGUACUUCCUUCCAAAACUACAGCAUUUGCUUUACCCACGAUACUCAGCCUUUCAUAAUAUAAUAACUGCCUUGACAAAAUUCAAACCACACGCUUAUUCCAAUUUGUAUGACUUGACAAUUUUGUAUUGUCGUCGAAGUGGCAAUGAGGUCGACUAUAAACCACCUACAUUGUUGGAAAUCUUUUCCUCAAAAGAUCCCAUCACCGUGCUUGUCUAUGUCAAAGUAAGAUCAAUCGCCCGAAUACCUAAUAAAAGAAAGAAAUUGGAACGGUAUUUGGAACACUUGUGGAAGCACAAGGAUAAGAUAAUCACACAAAUUAAGGAGGAGAAUAAUCUGCAUCAAAUGAGAAAUUACAAUCGACACACCACCUUUAGCUCCUCCAUAUCGGGGGUGAUCUAG